This is a messenger RNA of Aspergillus glaucus CBS 516.65, 1200 nucleotides long. RefSeq names its product FAD-dependent oxidoreductase. Lineage: Eukaryota; Fungi; Ascomycota; Eurotiomycetes; Eurotiales; Aspergillaceae. Gene Ontology annotation, molecular function: FAD binding. Bases 1 to 1200 code for a protein of 399 amino acids. The record is from RefSeq and is a predicted model, not a curated record. The transcript has 4 exons.
AUGUCUACCCAACUCAAUCCCCACAAGCGGAUCCUAAUCAUCGGCGCCGGCAUCGGCGGCCUAACCCUCGCCCAAUCCCUCAACCUCCACUCAAUCCCCUAUGCAAUCUACGAGCGCGAAUCCUCCGCCUCCGUCAGAAAACAAGGCUGGGGCCUCACAAUCCAAUGGUCCCUCGAGGCCAUGGCAACGCAUUUCCUCCCCGAGACAUUUGAUCGACUUUGUCAGGCGCAGAUUGAUCGCGAGACGGGGCUGGAUGGGACGAGGAGGGUGCCGUGGGUUAAUGGGGAAUCGGGGGUGGUUGAGGGGAGGAGGCCUGCUAGUCGGAAGUUUCGGUUUCGGAGGAGUGGGAUUCGGGAGGCGUUGAUUGGGGGGGUUGAUGUGCAGUGGGAUAAACAACUUGUCGAUGUCAGGCGAACCGAGGAUGGAGUUCAGGUUGAAUUCUCGGAUGGUACAACGGCUACCGGUGAUAUUCUAGUCGGGGCAGACGGUGCCAUGUCAGCUGUCCGCAAAGUCCUAGCUCCGACUACGUACCCAGCCCAGAACCUUCCUAUCAACGCCGUGGCGACAGGCCUCCCUGUCACUGAAGAUCAGUAUAAGCGGAUCAAGGAGACCAUCGAUCCUCUAUACUUCCUCGCUACGCACCCAGAAACGAAUACUUGUCUUUUCUGGUCACUACAAAAUACUCCUAAGCAACCAGGCGACUCAUACACAGCACAGAUGUUUCUAUCAUGGCUCAAGUCCGACAAGGACAAUGCCCACGACGAAGAAUUACUCAAGACAUCCCGGCGCGAAGUGUUUAUGAAGCGGGGGAAAUCGUUCUUCGGGCCCGUGGGCGAAAUGGCCGCAUCGCUUCCUGAGGAUGCGCAGGUCGCUGUUGUUGGUAUGAUGGAUUGGCCGUACGUUGAGUGGGAUACUUGGGGUGGGCAGUGUACGUUGAUUGGGGAUGCUGCGCAUUGCAUGACUCCUUUCCGCGGCGAGGGCGUGAACCACGCGAUUGUCGAUGCUUGCUAUCUGGCUGAUAAGCUGAAACUGGCAGUUGGCGGAAAGAUCUCGGCGAAGGAUGCCAUAGAACAGUACGAAGAGGAAAUGCGACCGAGAGGACUCGAAGCCGUGCAGAAUAACAGACAGGCUGGAUUUGAGGCACAUUCCUACACCACCCUCGCCAAGGGAGGUAGUUCUACAUUCUUAGAACUAAAGUAA